CGAGGAGCAGCCGGAAAGCCGACCGAGUGGGAAGAACAGAGCCACCGCCGGCCUCGCCGGAAUUCGCAUCUCCGGCCACCGCAAUCUCGACUUUCCGAUCAAAUUCCCUCUCCUUGUUCCCGUAGAGAAAUAGCCGGAAUCUGAAUUGGGAUUUUUGGGCGAAAGAGAGAAAUGAUGGGAUUUUUCGCGAUUCCGUUGGAGAUUUCGGCUAGGUUACUGUGGACUACCAGUUUCUUCCGCCAUAAGCGAUCUUGAUCUCGAUCUCGAUCUUGAUCUUGAUCUUUGAUUAAUCCUCUUUUUUUUUCCUUCCUUCGAGAUUAGUACUGUUCCUUGCUUUAGGUCACCAAAAUCCUUCGCCUUAGAAACCAGAAAUUUCCGUUCCGCCGCCGGAAGUCGAGAAACAGAGAAAGAGGAGAUUCGAUUCGAUGGAAUCUGGUCGGUUCUUGUUCAACCCGCCGGCUACCCAUGGCCAGAUGCUUUACCUCGGCGGAGGAGGAAGAAGAAUGAUGAGCAUGAGCAUGCAGGAAAGCCCAAAGGGGCGGCCGUUUUUCAGAUCACCCCACGAUCUUUACGACGACGAAUAUUACGACGAGCUCUACCCCGAAAAGAAGCGCCGCCUUAGUCACGACCAGGUUUGUGACAUUUGCCUUUUAUGCUGCCAUUUUCACCAGUUCUCUCUUUCAAGUUGUGGAAGAACUUUUUUUAAGGUUCAAAUGCUGGAGAAGAGCUUUGAGGAAGAGAACAAACUGGAGCCAGAGCGGAAGACUCAACUGGCCAAGAAACUGGGGCUGCAGCCAAGGCAGGUCGCCGUGUGGUACCAAAACCGCCGUGCUCGGUGGAAGAUGAAGCAGCUCGAAAGGGACUACGAUCUUCUCAAGGCUUCGUAUGAUUUGCUUCUCUCUAACUAUGACUCCAUUGUCAAAGAAAAUGCAGUUCUUAAAUCUGAGUAUUUUCAGGUGGCUUCCCUAGCAGAGAAAUUUCUAAACAAAGAGCUAACCGGAGAAGCGUCGGUUCCACAUAUAACAUCCGAACCUCUUCUAGCAAACAUUGUGCACGUCUCCUCCCCACGCUCUGGCAGAAAGGCCGAAGACCGUCUGAGUUCAGGGAGCAACAGCAGUGCACCGGUCGACGACAAUUGCCCACAACUCAUCGACAGUGGUGACUCUUACUUCCCCAGCAACGAAUAUCUGCAAAUAGAGAAUGACGACAAGAGCGACAACGGCUACAAUUUCUUCUCCGAUAUGUUUGCAGCAACAAACCAACAGAAUCAGGAGGGUGGUCAUCCAGCUUGGUGGGCAUGGCCAUAGGAGUCUCAUUCAACUUGUUACAGCCUGUUGCUUAUACAAAUGUUUGAAAGUUUUCACUUGUUUGUAACCAAUAAAUUUCAGGUAUUGUCCUUGUAUGAAGUAUUUUGUAUUGAACUUGACAGUAAAAUGUAAUAGGCAGCUUUGAAGUCUAUGUUCUUCCUUCCCACUUA
Molecule: messenger RNA, 1477 nt
Organism: Momordica charantia (bitter melon)
Lineage: Eukaryota; Viridiplantae; Streptophyta; Magnoliopsida; Cucurbitales; Cucurbitaceae
Product: homeobox 1
Biological process (GO): positive regulation of DNA-templated transcription
Cellular component (GO): nucleus
Molecular function (GO): sequence-specific DNA binding; DNA-binding transcription factor activity, RNA polymerase II-specific
Source: RefSeq, a predicted model, not a curated record